Erigeron canadensis is the source of this 1988-nucleotide messenger RNA. RefSeq names its product (E)-beta-ocimene synthase, chloroplastic-like. The transcript is spliced from 7 exons. Gene Ontology annotation, biological process: diterpenoid biosynthetic process. The record is from RefSeq and is a predicted model, not a curated record. Bases 50 to 1843 code for a protein of 597 amino acids. Gene Ontology annotation, molecular function: magnesium ion binding; terpene synthase activity. Lineage: Eukaryota; Viridiplantae; Streptophyta; Magnoliopsida; Asterales; Asteraceae.
GAAGUACGUACCUAGCUAGACAUCAUCCCUAUUAUUUCUCUUUCUACAAAUGGCGCUUAAUUUACUUGUCUUGACCCAAAGUUCCUUUGGUGUAUGUAGACCAAGGCAAAAAUUCCCACACAUUAUAAAAAGAAAUAGUAGAGAAAAAAAUUUCAUAACCUGCAUAUCCAAAACUGAAGCUUCUCAAACCGAUAGCUGCUUAGAAAUCUACCAGCCAACUAGUUGGAGUCACAAUUUCAUCGAGGUCUUAGAUGCAAGUAUUCCGAUCAACCUCAAGAGAAAGGUACUAGAGCUAGAAAAGAAACAACGUACAUGUAUUGUUCAUGAUGAAAAUAGUAGUUUGACUACCUUGCAAGUGCUUGAAAAUAUUGAUAAUAUAGAAAGGUUGGGCCUUGGCUAUCGGUACCAAAACGAUAUCAGGAAGGCACUUGACAAAAUCACGUCGAUAAAUGGAACUAAUGUUGGAAUUGAAGAUAGUCUUCAUGCGGCAUCCCUUGGAUUUCGCAUUCUUAGACAACAUGGUUAUGACGUUUCACAAGAUUUUGUUAGCAGAUUCAAGGACAGUCAUGGUGACUUCAUGGGAUGUCUACAAACUGAUAUCAAAGGAUUGCUAAGUCUAUAUGAAGCAUCAUAUCUUGCAUUUGAAAGCGAAAGUGACCUGCACCAAGCCAAGUUAUUUGCAACUACACAUUUGAUAAAACUAAAGGACAAAGAAAAACAAACCCUUGAUAACAUUAGUCAUGCAUUAGAAUUGCCCUUGUACCGUAGGAUGCUUAGACUACAAGCACGGUGGUAUAUUGAAGCUUAUGGUAAACGAAAAGAUGCAAAUCCACUAAUGCUAGAACUUGCUUCAUUAGAUUUCAACAUGGUUCAAUUAGAACAUAUCAAAGAACUUCAAGAAGUAUCUGGGUGGUGGGAAAAUAUAGGCCUGGCAAACAACUUAAGCUUUGUUAGGGACAGGCUCAUGGAAUGCUUCUUUUGGGCAGUUGGAAUGGUAUUUGAACCUCAAUAUCAUGCUUGUCGUGUUGGAUUAACAAAAAUCGGCACGUUAAUUACUGUCAUUGAUGACAUCUAUGAUGUUUAUGGUUCUCUAGAUGAACUAAAAAUAUUCACAGAAGCUGUUAAGAGGUGGGAUUUGAAUGCAAUUACACAUAUGCCUCUGUAUUUACAAAUUGGCUUCCGAGCUCUUUACAACACCAUUACAGAAAUUGGUUCUAGUACUUCAAUUGUACAAGUGGACAUCACAUCAGUUCUAGUAAAAGUGUGGGGAGAAUUGUUGGAAGCAUUCCUUGUAGAAGCCAAAUGGGCACAUGACAAAUACAUUCCAGCAGUUGAUGAAUAUCUUGAUAAUGGAUGGCGUUCGGUCUCAGGAGUUCUUUUACUUACCCAUGGCUAUUUUCUAAUCAAUUAUGAUAAGCAAACCGAUGUUGUUGAGUCCCUAGAGAAGUAUCAUGAUCUAAUGAAAUGGUCAUCGGUUGUUUUUCGACUUUGCAACGAUUUGGGUACAUCAUCGGAUGAGAUAGAAAGAGGAAAAACUGCAAAUGUGUUAUCAUGUUACAUGCACGAGAAUGGUGUUUGUGAGGAAAUUGCACGUAAAAAGAUAGAAAGUUUAAUAGACGAAGCUUGGAGGAACUUGACGAAAGCCCAAGUGGUUUUAAGUAAAGACUCGGCAGAUCAUCCAUUAGUUAAUAUGGCCAUUAAUCUUGCAAGAGUUUCACAUUGUACGUACCAAUAUGGGGAUGGACAUGGAGCUCCAGAUGCUAAAGCAAAAGAUCGAGUUUCAGCCGUGAUAAUUGAACCUAUUACAACAAGACAAACGGAGCCCCAAUAUACACUUACAUGAUAAAAGGACCAAUAGUACGAGGAAAUAAAAGGAGAUAACUUGCUAUUUUCAAAAGCUUUCUUUGUUGCACAUUUUUUAUGUGGAGCCUACCGUACAUCAACAUGGAUAUCUAUUAAAAUAGAAUAAUGAUAGUUAAUUUGAGUUC